Molecule: messenger RNA, 1999 nt
Organism: Orycteropus afer afer
Lineage: Eukaryota; Metazoa; Chordata; Mammalia; Tubulidentata; Orycteropodidae
Gene: HSPA6
Product: heat shock protein family A (Hsp70) member 6
Biological process (GO): cellular response to unfolded protein; protein refolding
Cellular component (GO): blood microparticle; cytoplasm; vesicle
Molecular function (GO): ATP binding; heat shock protein binding; ATP-dependent protein folding chaperone
Source: RefSeq, a predicted model, not a curated record
AUGUCAGCCCCGAGGGAAUUGGCUCUUGGCAUCGACCUGGGCACCACGUACUCCUGCGUGGGUGUGUUCCAGCGCGGCGGGGUAGAGAUCCUCACCAACGACCUGGGCAAGCGCACCACGCCCAGCUACCUGUGCUUCACCGACACCGAGGGGCUGGUCGGCAACGCGGCCAAGAGCCAGGCGGCUCUGAACCCGCACAACACUGUGUUUGAUCAGCUGAUUGGCCGCAAAUUCGCUGACGCGACUGAGCAGUCGUACAUGAAGCUUUGGCCUUUCCAGGUGGUGAAUGAGGGCGGCAAGCCCAAGGUGCGCGUCUCCUACCGUGGGCAGGACAAGACCUUCUGCCCGGAGGAGAUCUCGGCCAUGGUGCUGAGCAAGAUGAAGGAGACAGCCGAGAUGUAUCUGGGCCAGCCGGUGAGGCACGCGGUUAUCACGGUGCCGGCCUAUUUCAACGACUCGCAGCAUCAGGCUACCAAGGACACAGGUGCCAUCGCGGGGCUCAACGUGCUCAGGAUCAUCAGGCCGACCGCUGCCUCCAUCGCCUAUGGGCUGGACCGGCGAAGCACGGGAGAGCGGAACGUGCUCAUUUUUUAUUUGGGUGGGGGCACCUUCGCCGUGUCAGUCCUCACUAUUGACGCUGGUGUCUUUGAAGUGAAGGCCACGGCUGGAGACACUCACCUGGGUGGAGAAGAUUUCGACAAUCGGCUGGUGAACCAUUUCGUGGAGGAAUUCCGGCGAAAGCAUGGGGAGGACGUGAGCGGGAAUAAGUGGGCCCUGCGCAGGCUACGCACUGCCUGUGAGCGCGCCAAACGCACCCUAUCCUCCACCACACAGGCCGCCCUGGAGAUCGACUCCUUGUUCGAGGGCUUGGACUUCUACACGUCCAUCACUCGAUCCCGCUUUGACGGGCUGUGCUCAGACCUCUUCCGCAGUACCCUGGAACCUGUGGAGAAGGCCCUGAAGGAUGCCAAGCUGGACAAGGCCCAGAUUCAGGACCUCGUCUUAGUGGGCGGCUCCACCCGCAUCCCCAAGGUGCAGAAGCUGCUGCAGGACUAUUUCAGGGACAGGGAGCUGAACAAGAGCAUCAACCCCGAUGAGGCCGUGGCCUAUGGCGCUGUGGUGCAGGCAGCAGUGCUGAUGGGGGACAAGUGUGAGAAACUGCAAGAUCUCUUGCUGCUAGAUGUAGCACCCCUUCUGGGCCUGGAGACAGCGGGGGUGGGUGGGGGGGUGAUGACCACAUUGAUCCGGAGGAAUGCCACAAUCCCCACAAAACAGACCCAGACUUUCACCACCUAUUUAGACAACCAGCCUGGGGUUCUCGAUUCAAGGUUUGAGGGUGAGAGAGCCAGGACCAAGAACAACAACUUGCUGGGGCGCUUUGAGCUCUGUGGCAUCCCUCCUGCACCACGGGGAGUCCCUCAGAUUGAGGUGACCUUUGAUACUGAUGCCAAUGGAAUUCUGAAUGUGACAGGCACUGAUAGGAACACAGGCAAGGCUAAUAAGACCACCAUCAGCAAUUACAAGGGCCGACUGAGCAAAGAGGAGGUGGAAAGGAUGGUCCAUGAGGCUGAGCAGUACAAGGCUGAGGAUGAUGCCCAGAGGGACAGAGUGGCUGUCAAAAACUCCCUAGAGGCCCUUAUCUCCCAGAAGAGCUCUUUGCAAGAGGAAGGUCUUAGGAACAAGAUUACUGAAGAAGACAGGUACAGAGUACAAGACAAGUGUCAGGAAGUCCUUGCCUGGCUGGAGUGCAACCAGUUGGCAGAGAAGGAGGAGUAUGAGUAUCAGAAGAGGGGGCUGGAGCAGACCUGUUGCCCGAUUUUCUCCAGGCUUUAUGGGGGACCUGACAUUCCUGGGGGCAGCAGUUGUGGGGCUCAAGCCCACCAGGGGGUGCCUGGUACUGGCCCCAUCACUGAGGAAGUGGAUUGAAUGGCUCCUGGUGACACGUCAGCUGUGACUGACAGGACAGCUUGUGAGCUCUCUAGACUGUGUUCUAUAAUAC